CAAGAACAAAGAAGAAUGGAUGGAGAAAAUUGCUCCUCCUUGACUGAAUUCCACCUCUUGGGAUUUACUAAUAAUCCUGAGACCAAAGCAACCAUAUUCACCAUGUUUCUGGUUGUAUAUCUCAUUAUUCUUGUAGCAAAUCUUGGAAUGAUCAUUUUAAUUAGAAUGGACUCUCAGCUUCAAACACCAAUGUACUUUUUCCUCAGCCACCUCUCCUUCUGUGACCUCUGCUAUUCCACAGCAAUUGGGCCCAAGAUGCUGGUGGACCUCUUAGCCAAAGACAAAUCCAUUUCCUUCUAUGGCUGUGCUCUGCAGUUCUUCAUCUUCUGUAUCUUUGCAGAUUCUGAGUGUCUCCUGCUGGCAGUGAUGGCCUUUGAUUGCUACAAGGCCAUUAGUAACCCCUUGCUCUAUACAGUCAAUAUGUCUAGCAGGGUGUGUUUCUUGCUCAUGGCUGGGGUUUACCUGGUGGGCAUGGUGGAUGCUUUGAUACAUACAACUUUAGCUUUUCACUUAUGUUUCUGUGGGUCAAAUGAGAUUAAUCAUUUCUUCUGUGAUUUACCUCCAUUUUUCCUCCUUUCCUGUUCUGAUAUUCAGGUCAAUGAGCUGGCAUUAUUCACUGUUUUUGGCUUCAUUGAACUGAGUACCAUUUCAGGAGUGCUUGUCUCCUACUGUUAUAUUAUCUGCUCAGUGUUAAAGAUCCACUCUACUGAGAGAAAGUUCAAAGCUUUCUCUACCUGCAUGUCUCACUUAACUGCUGUAGCAAUUUUCCAAGGAACCAUACUCUUUAUAUAUUUCCGACCAAGUUCUGCCUACUCUCCAGAUCAAGACAAAAUGGUCUCAUUGUUUUACACCUUUGUAAUUCCUAUGUUAAACCCACUGAUAUACAGCCUAAGAAAUAACGAUGUGGAAAGGGCUAUGGAAAAACUUAAAAAUAAAAGAUGUUUUAAAUCUUACAAGAAAUAUACACACAGUUGUUUUUGUAAAAUCAUAUGGUAA
Trichechus manatus latirostris (Florida manatee) is the source of this 996-nucleotide messenger RNA. RefSeq names its product olfactory receptor 5W2-like. Gene Ontology annotation, cellular component: membrane. Gene Ontology annotation, biological process: G protein-coupled receptor signaling pathway. The transcript has a single exon. Bases 16 to 996 code for a protein of 326 amino acids. Gene Ontology annotation, molecular function: G protein-coupled receptor activity; olfactory receptor activity; odorant binding. Lineage: Eukaryota; Metazoa; Chordata; Mammalia; Sirenia; Trichechidae. The record is from RefSeq and is a predicted model, not a curated record.